Molecule: messenger RNA, 1457 nt
Organism: Cheilinus undulatus (humphead wrasse)
Lineage: Eukaryota; Metazoa; Chordata; Actinopteri; Labriformes; Labridae
Product: OX-2 membrane glycoprotein-like
Exons: 7
Coding region: 11-904 (297 amino acids)
Molecular function (GO): cell-cell adhesion mediator activity
Source: RefSeq, a predicted model, not a curated record
GAAUGAAUGAAUGAGUGAAGGAAACAUGGCACACAAUUCAUUCGCACACGUGCUCUGCAUGCUCUUUGUCUCUGUCAGAGGUCUAACUUCUCUGAUCCAAACACGGCGGACAGAGACGGCAGCAGUGGGAGACCAGGCCCAUUUAAACUGUCUGCUCUUACAAACCAAAGAUGUUCAUCAAGUCACCUGGCAGAAGAUCUCACCUGGUGGAGAGAAGACAGUCGCCACCGACACCAAACACUAUGGUCAGACAAUACACCCCGACUUCAGCCAUAGAGUGGAGUUUAAAGAUGCUGACCUACAGAACAGCUCCAUAGUGAUCAGGGAGGUGACAGAGGAGGAUGAAGGCUGCUAUCACUGCUUGUUUAACACCUAUCCUGAUGGUGCUCUCAUUGAUACAAUCUGCCUGCAAGUUCUUGAGCUGCAUGAACCUGUUCUACGUCUCAGAGAAUCAAAUGCCACCAAUGAGGCCGUCGUUUCCUGCUCGGCUACAGGACGGCCCACUCCCACUGUGACGAUUACAGCCCCUCAGCAGGACUUGUACUUCUUACACAAUCAUUCUGUCAGUGUCUUCAACAACAACAGCACAGUCACCGUCACCAGUACAGCUGUGCUGUCUCGUCUACAUGAGAACAGCACUCAGGUUGGGUGUACAGCAGAAGUGCUCUCUAGUCCUAAGAAAGCCGUGUUCAUCAUGCUGUCUGAGGUCAGACCCAUGUCUGAUGAAGAUGGUUCUGAUGAGGAAUCUGAGGAUAAAAUCAGCGGUCGUGGUAGGAGUUUCUUCAUCGGGCUAUCUGUUUUUGUGAUUGCGGUUUUUGUUUUAGCAGUCGUCUUUUUCCUGCAUAGACAUAAAAAGCCAACCAGUCUGUCACAUGACGUCCUGGAGACGACUGAGAAACCUUAAGCUACACUGAAAGACCCUCAUAUGGAUGAAGCAUCCUUAUAGGAGAAUCCUCCAGUCAGACUCUGAUCAUCUCCUGUGAAGAGAGAAGAAAAUAGGAUGUAACACAAAUGUGUCAGCUUUAACAUCAAGGAGACGGUGUCACUGAUCAGAUGAACGAAGUUUGUGCAUCACUGUGAGGAGCUAUUAAUCAUGCUAGGUGGUGGGUGGUGAGGGCUGGUGAUCCCUGUUCAGCUCUCUGGUGUAAAACUCCAGGCUAGAGGGGGGCUCCCGCUUCACAGACAUGGUGGAGGGCUGGAUUGUUCUGACCACCACUCUGCAUGAUUGACUUAUGGGGACCAACAUUAAGGGUGUAAAACUCUAAAAGGAAUUUCAUUCCUCAAAGAAGCAAAAAUAUUUUCUUGCGAAUUAUCUGCAGUUUUUUUAAUGACAAUAUGAACAAGCAUAUUUUGGCCACUAGAUGUCGCCUUUUAAAGAUUUCUGCCGCGGUGUUGAUAUGUUUUGUUUUUUUACAUGGAACCCUUGUUAUAAUAAAAGAAAAUGUGUCCCGACAGAA